AUGGUCUUCCCAGAUGCCUCACCAGCGAAGCUCAUUCUGCGCGAGCAGCUCCUCAUCGAGGUCAUGCUAAAAACAACAAGACUGUAUGUGAGGCAGCUUAUUCGCCAACCAAGACAAGACUCGUCGAAAAAGUCCACGUUGUAUUGGCUUCAACUGAAGAAAACACACUUGACGACCACCAAGCACGUCCAGUCUGUUUGCGAUCGAGCUUUUGCUGUUCAAGAGCUUGCUGAUACGAUACUUGCCCAUCUUGAUGACUUCCAUGAUGUCUACUGCUGCUUAGCCGUCAAUCGGACCAUCCGCCAUGCAGUCCAACAAUUACUCGCACCGAAGAAGAUGUCGAUGCCUUUCAGGGAGUGCGAGGCUUCACAUCUCUUUUAUAUGGAAAGACAACUCGAUCUUCUGCACCCGCCACAGUUCUGGCAGAGCCACUCUCAACGCUUUCACAUGAACUCCGGUUGUGUUAUGUAUCCAAGGAACGCUCCCUGGCCCCUGCUAGUCUCCAUCUAUGAUGUAACGAAUUCUAUAGGAGAGCUCAGCAAACGUCGUGUCACCAUCGACAUGGGAUUCUCGGCUUCUGGACACUCUCCCGGCGAUUUUCAGCUCGACGGUAGCUGGCUUGCCCUAUCAUUACCAUUGCAAGAUACUGUCACGUGGGCUGUAAGCAUAACGUGCGACUGCCACAGAAGUACUGCCUUUCUGGACCGGCUGAAUGAAGCCGAUCAGCUAACUCGUCCUGUACCUCGAAGAGGCAUACACCUGGUCUUCCCUUACAGACUUGUCACAGAGAACCGCGAUCACUUGAGGCAGGUUGCUCUGUAUGCAAAAAAAGCAUAUUCGAUGCAUCGUCAUUGCCAGAACGACGCUGGUGAUCCGCAAACAGGACUUUCUUCUGUAACUUUCACGGCAUUGAGUCCGGAAGAGUCGCAUUAUGACUUGAUAGAUACCUCUACCCAUACAACACGACCUUCGCCUAAGUUCCGCGCAGAUUGCACGAUAGAGACGCCGCAGAAAAAGCCAAGAAAUGAAGUCCUCGAGGACAUCGUACUAGAGCUCGCUGUACCGCGCUCAGCUUAUACGUGGGCCCAGCUUGUCAAGGACAAUCCUCCAGGCCGCAAUCUGCCUAUUGUCCUUCCAAACCUAGGAUACAUCACUCCUGAAGAUUUUGUGCGUGUUAUAGGACAGUUCGGUCAAAUCUCGGCUUGGGGCAGGCUGAUGGGACGUACUGAGAUGAAGUUGGGCUACUGA
Messenger RNA from Aureobasidium subglaciale EXF-2481, 1248 nucleotides. RefSeq lists its product as uncharacterized. The record is from RefSeq and is a predicted model, not a curated record. NCBI's taxonomy places the organism in Eukaryota, Fungi, Ascomycota, Dothideomycetes, Dothideales, Saccotheciaceae. The coding region runs from base 1 to 1248 and encodes 415 amino acids. The transcript has a single exon.